Molecule: messenger RNA, 927 nt
Organism: Urocitellus parryii (Arctic ground squirrel)
Lineage: Eukaryota; Metazoa; Chordata; Mammalia; Rodentia; Sciuridae
Product: olfactory receptor 2AP1
Biological process (GO): G protein-coupled receptor signaling pathway
Cellular component (GO): membrane
Molecular function (GO): olfactory receptor activity; G protein-coupled receptor activity
Source: RefSeq, a predicted model, not a curated record
AUGAAAAAUAAAACCAUAUUGACUGAGUUCAUCCUUCUGGGUUUAACAGAUGUCCCUGAAUUCCAAGUGGCAAUUUUCACUUUUUUUUUCCUGACCUACUUUCUCAGCAUCAUUGGAAACCUGACUAUCCUCAUCCUCACCUUGUUGGACUCCCACCUUCAGACUCCCAUGUAUUUUUUUCUCCGGAACUUCUCCUUCUUGGAAAUUUCCUUCACAAACAUCUUCAUUCCCAGGGUCCUCUUCAGCAUCACCACAGGGAACAAGAGUAUCAGCUUUGCUGGUUGCUUCACUCAGUACUUCUUUGCCAUAUUCCUUGGAUCCACAGAGUUUUAUCUUCUAGCUGCCAUGUCCUAUGAUCGCUAUGUGGCCAUCUGCAAACCCCUGCAUUACACGAUCAUCAUGAGUGGCAGAGUCUGCACCCAGCUGGUUCUCURCUGUUGGCUGGCUGGGUUAAUGGUUAUUAUACCACCAUUCACUCUAAUGAAUCAGCAGGACUUUUGUGCAUCCAACAGGCUGAAUCAUUAUUUCUGUGACUUUGAGCCUCUUCGAGAACUCUCCUGUUCAGACACUAGCCUCAUGGAGAAGAUAGUCUUUCUUGUGGCAUCUGUGACCCUGAUUGUCACUCUGGUACUAGUGAUUAUCUCCUAUACAUUUAUCAUCAGGGCUAUUCUGAAGCUUCCUUCAGCCCAGCAGAGGUCAAAGGCCUUUUCCACCUGUUCUUCCCACAUGAUUGUCAUCUCCCUCUCUUAYGGAAGCUGCAUCUUCAUUUAUAUUAAACCCUCAACAGAAGGAGACACAUUCAACAAGGGAGUAGCUCUACUCAUUACUUCAGUUGCUCCUUUGUUGAACCCCUUCAUUUACACACUAAGGAACCAACAGGUAAAACAAGCCUUCCAGGAUAUUCUCAAAAAGCUUGUGAAUCUUUAA